Molecule: messenger RNA, 2194 nt
Organism: Formica exsecta
Lineage: Eukaryota; Metazoa; Arthropoda; Insecta; Hymenoptera; Formicidae
Gene: Nup37
Product: nucleoporin Nup37
Exons: 6
Coding region: 846-1814 (322 amino acids)
Cellular component (GO): nuclear pore outer ring
Molecular function (GO): protein binding
Source: RefSeq, a predicted model, not a curated record
UUUUCGUGUAGGAAACUGUAUAAUACGUAUGAAAACGUAGGAAACGUAUAAUACAUGUUCUAAGGCUCGAUUCGGUGGUCCAGAGCAACGCGAUUGGUCGAAAUCUUAUAGUUAUGGAAAAGCGUGUGUGACAGGCUUAAUUUGUUGACGCGUGUGCAAGAGGAUUUUAAAGUGCAAAAGGGAAUUAUACUGUGAUUCUUUAAUCCAUUUUCGGCAUUGUGACCUAUGAUUUUUUUGCAAUAACUACAAUAUGCAAAAAGUCUUUGGCCUUCAUAAUAUUUUUCAAAAUUUCCUCCCAAAAUUUGUGACACAGCCUACCUCCACGACUCAUAUUUUCGAAAUUUUUUUUUAGUUUUUCCAAAUCGCGUAAUUUAUGUGUGCGUUUAAAAGAUACAACCGUUGAGCAUUGUCUUGUUAACACUCGAUGUUGAUUUGUUGGUUCUAGGAGUAAGAACUAAUCACAUUCGAACAUCAUAUGUAUAAUACAUUGUUGAACUCGCGACGUAUUAUACUAUGUAUAAUACAUGGAGGAAACCCGGUAUAAUACAUCGAGUAUAAUACCACCGACGAGAUGUUAUUAAAGACCGUCAGCCCUGGGUAAACUUUUGUGACCAUCAAGUGGGCCCGGUGGGCCCGGAGUUGAACAAAGAUAGAACGAUGCUCGGGUGCUGUUUCCGAACGUACCGUUGGAUGUUGAAGAGAGUGAAAGUGAAGAUAUUGAGUGCAAAAAGUUCAAGCAACGCGAACAAACCUAAUCUGUCACACGCGGUACGCCUUGUAAAAGGUUAUGUAAGGUUAUGCCGGUUCAGUUUUCACGCGUACAUGCAUACUGACAGAAAGAGAGAAUGGACGAGGCACUCACUACACCGCCUACAUUUAAACGGAAUUUUUUCGAGCGAAUUUACUGCGUGGAAUUAUCGCCGUACGAAUGGUCGCAGCAUUUGAUCUGCAUCGCUCUCGCCAAGGAAAUUGUCGUCGGUACUGUCAGAUUUCAGGAUGAAGAUGACGCUGUGGAGGACAUAGCGUACAAUCCUAUCAAAACAUUUCACCAUGAUACCAGACCUCACGCAAUCGCAUGGAGUCCAGAAACCUCCUUGAGUGUCGUUCCCAAGAUUCUUACAUUUUGUGUUGCUGGUGCAGAUUUUAAGAUAAGAUUGUACAAUAGCAAUUUAAAUGACAUCAAUGUGUACGAGAUUUUAGAAGGGCACAAAGAUUAUACAAAUGCAAUUUCUUAUGAACCAGAGGGAGAAUUGCUAGCAUCGGUUUCCGAUGAUCAUACGUGUAAAUUGUGGGCGAUUAAAGAGGAUCAGAAGUGUGUGUCCACAUUUUUCUUGACAUCGCCUGGUACGAGCGUAUGUUGGCACAGUGAAGAAUCCGGCAAGCUUUUAGUAGCGGAAAAAAAUGGCUUAAUACGUAUGUACAAUGUCAGAAGUCAACAAGCGAUUAUGUCUCUCGAUUCUGGGGCUGUUCCCUUGAUUGCGGCAGACUGGGCGCCAAAUCCUUUAAAAGUUGUAUCGAUGGCUGCUGGAGAAUUAUUACUCUGGGACGUAUCUAGACCGAGCCGUCCCCUUGACGAGCGAACGCUUCAUCUAGAAGGUGGCUUAGCAGUGAAAUUCUCACACGCGAACGAAAAUCUGGUCGCGAGCAUUGGUUGGCCAGAUAACUUGUUGAAAGUUUUCAAUUUUAAAUCCAAACAAGUGAUAUUGUGUGGGAAAGUGAAGUUAGUCGGCGGUAUGACUUGGCACUAUAAAUUGCCUUAUGUCUGUGCCGGAAGUGACAGAGAACUAUGUUUUUGGAGAGUGAACGUAAAUUAAGAUACAUUAAACAAUCGAUUUUAUACAUAAAAAGAGAAAUCUUUGAACUCUAUAAGAAAUAUCUAAGAGAUGAUGUUAUAUCAUAUAUAAUAACUUAUAGAAGAGAUAUCAGUUAUAUAAUUCUUUUAUUAUUCUCCAAUAUUUCUUUAAGUUAAUCAUUUUGGAAAAAUCGUAAUUGUUAUGAUACAUCUGUAAUAGGGUUAACAUUUUCCGAGACAAAAUUUCACAUUUAAUAGAAAAGAAAUGUAUUUUUAUAAAAUGCACUUUAUAAUAAUCAAAUUUACAUACAGAGAAUGUAUAAAAGUAAUUUGUAAUGCACCUGAUGUCAUUUAUGAUGGUAUAAAACUAUUAAUAUAUUCUUCCUUUAUGAUUUAUGUGAA